UAGGACCAGUCUUAAUCAAAGUAGUUCGUCUCUUAAAACGAGUUUCUACUUGUCAUUAAAAGUGUAUAUUUUUGUUGGGAGUUUAUUAGGUUCUCCUCCUACCACCUCUUAGUUGACCUUUAAUGAUGGACUCAAUAGUUUGGUGCAAAGUGACAAAAAAAGGGUAAGAAAACAAAAGUCGAUCUUGAAGAUUUUUAUAUAAAUUUUUUUUUUCUGGGCAAUCCUGUUUGGUUGCCAAGGAAGUGAGCCACCAAAACAAUGGGGAUCGUUUCAGAAGAAGCCAUUGAUGAAUUUCAGGAGCUGAUGGAUCAAGCUGAGGAGCCGUUGAAGAAAACAUUUGAGAGAGUCCAUCAGGGAUAUCUGAGGGAGAAUUUGGGUCGUUUUCUGAAAGCACGAGACUGGAACGUAUGCAAAGCUCACACAAUGCUGGUUGAGUGUUUGCGUUGGAGGGUGGAUAAUGAAAUUGACAGUAUCCUAUCCAAACCCAUUGUUCCUACUGAGUUGUAUUGGGACGUACGAGAUUCUCAACUAAUAGGAAUGUCAGGUUACACCAAAGAGGGCUUGCCUGUCUUUGCUAUUGGCGUCGGCCUCAGCACAUUUGAUAAAGCUUCUCCUGCGUCAAAGUUCUAGACAUGACAGGAUUGAAACUUUCAGCUCUUAGCCAAAUCAAGUUAGUGACUAUCAUAUCGACCAUCGAUGAUCUAAACUAUCCAGAGAAGACAAACACGUACUAUGUUGUCAAUGCCCCAUAUAUAUUUUCCGCAUGUUGGAAGGUUGUAAAACCUCUUUUACAAGAGAGGACGAGGCAAAAGGUUCAUGUUUUAUCUGGUUGUGGAAUGGAUGAAUUAUUGAAGAUUAUGGACUUCACAUCCCUCCCACAUUUCUGUAGAGGAGGAAGCUCUGGGUCAUCUCACCACACUCAGAGCGCAAAUUGUUUUUCUAUCGAUCAUCCCUUCCAUCAACAGCUAUACAACUAUGUGAAGCACCAUUAUGAAACCCGAGGACAAGCAGAACCUGCAAAGCAAGGGUCAUUCCACGUGGGUUUUCCUGAGCCUGAAGCUGAACGUUGUGUGAUAGCCAAAACCAUAGAAUCGGAACUGCACAAGAUUGAGAAUUGCAACAGUCUGGCCAUGUCCAUUGGUGACAGACAAGCAAGUCAUGAAAAACUGGAAGAUGAUGAACCCUGAAUGCUUCCAAGGAAAAUCCAUUCAGUGCCUCUACAAUUAAGAUAUAUAUAUAUUACGGGUGAGCUAGCAAUCUAAAUGAGUAAACGAGAACCGAGCUAAGUCCUCUCCCUAAGCCAUGCAAAUGUAAAGCGAAAAAACAAAAAGAGAAUAAAUCUUGAACUUAAUGCAUAGGUUGCUUCAUGUAUAGUGUUAUUUGAUCCUUUGUUGUAGCAAAAGUUUUUUUGGAAAUCUACCUCUCAUUUCCCUAAGCAUCUGUGUGAGUGUUGUGUAA
Molecule: messenger RNA, 1458 nt
Organism: Camelina sativa (false flax)
Lineage: Eukaryota; Viridiplantae; Streptophyta; Magnoliopsida; Brassicales; Brassicaceae
Source: RefSeq, a predicted model, not a curated record